This is a messenger RNA of Prorocentrum cordatum, 336 nucleotides long. The record is from the annotation of a GenBank genome assembly. NCBI's taxonomy places the organism in Eukaryota, Dinophyceae, Prorocentrales, Prorocentraceae.
AUGACUGCCUACCUGCCCACGGGCCCCGACAUGGCCAGCCUCGAGGUCCUGGCGGGCGAUGUGCGGUUGCAACUUUUGGAUCCGGAUCUCCUCGACAUCACCCCUGUCGGCAGCGCUGUGUCGCACAAGAACCAGACGAUGUCCACCCGCGAAGAAGAGUACGCUGCGCAAGCUGUGCUGUCCAACUACCAGGACGGUUUCUUCCAGGCCCUCUCCUUCGAGGGCGCCUUCCUGGAUUGCAAGGCUGGGGCGGAGGCCGAGAAGAAGCAGCGCAUCGAGGGCCCCGUCGGCCCGAAGAUCUUCGUCGGCUCCCUGCCCGACACCACCAACGAGGAG